AUAGCUGAUCAUAGUAUCAUGGCUUUUGGUACUGCUUCUUCAUCCUCGUCCUCACUUCCUCCCAAGAAACAUGAUGUGUUUUUGAGUUUCAGAGGCGAGGAUACUCGUAGAACCUUCGCCAGCCAUCUCUAUGCUGCCUUACGCCAGAGAGGAAUUCGGACCUACAUAGAUUAUGAGCUCCCAAAAGGCAAUGACAUCUCGGACGCACUGAUCCAAGCAAUUCAGGAUUCAGGUAUAGCUGUGGUGAUCUUCUCUGAGAACUAUGCCUCCUCCAAAUGGUGUUUGAACGAACUCGUCCAGAUCCUUUGGUGUGGAGAGGUCCAAGGACAGCUUGUUAUUCCUGUCUUCUAUCAAAUUGACCCAUCUCAUGUACGCAAUUAUCAAAAGGGAAUUUACAUGGAGGCAUUUACAAAACACGAGAGAGACUUGAAGCUUAAUCAAUACCAAGUGAACAAGUGGAAACAAGCUCUUUCUAUCACUGCAAAUUUGGCUGGCUGGGAUUCUCGAGCCUGUAGGGAUGAAUCAGAGCUCAUUCAAAAUAUUAUCAGCCAUGUUAUGCAAAACAUUAGUGUCAGGUGUCCAAGUUCACUGGCAGUAGUGGGUCUUGUUGGAAUUGAUGAAAAUUGUGCCAAGAUAGAAAGGUUAUUGGAGAAAGAUCCAAAAAUUGGAAUUUGGGGGAUGGGCGGCAUAGGCAAAACAACCAUGGCUAGGGCUUUAUUUUCCAAACUCUCCUCCCAAUUUGAGAGGAGUUGUUUUUUGGAGAAUUUAAGAGAAAAUGUGAAAAAGUGUGGAUUGACAUAUUUACAUGAUAAACUUUUCUCUGAGCUUUGGAAGCAAGAAAGUUCCUAUAAUAGGCCACUGUAUGUUGAUGAAGGUUCUUACGUCAUGCACAUACUAAGUCGUAAUAAAGUUUUCAUGGUGCUUGAUGAUAUUAGCAAUAGGAAGCAAUUAGAGUAUUUAGCUCCGUAUUGUAAUUACUUGGAACCUGGUAGUAAAAUCAUCAUUACAACAAGGCAUAAGCAAUUGCUUAACAUUGCAGGAGUUAAAAUAUAUGAGGCCCAGCCUUUAAGUGAUCACAAGUCUAUAGAGCUUUUCAAUCUCAAAGCCUUCAACACAUACCAUCCAAAAAUUGGAUAUGAAUUCCUGUCAAAAAGGGUUGUUGAUUAUGCAAAAGGAAUCCCAUUAGUUUUAGUAGUUUUGGCUUCAUUUCUUUCUUUAAAAACUCCAAAGGAAUGGGAUAAUGCAUUGUCAAAACUAAAGAAGGGUCCCCAUGAAGAAAUUCUAGAAGUGUUGAAAUUGAGCUUUGAUGGGUUAGAUUAUGAAGAGAAGGAAAUGUUUUUAGAUAUUGCAUGCUUCUUGAAAGAUGAACACAAGGAACAUGUAAUAGCACUAUUUGAGAGCUAUGGCUUUGAUGCAACAAUUGGCUUGACAGCCCUUGAGGAUAAAGCACUUGUAAAUAUUGAUAACAAUAUGCGGGUGCAAAUGCAUGAUUUGAUUCAAGCCAUGGGUUGGAAAAUUGUUCGUCAAGAGUGUAUGGAAGAUCCUGGAAGACGUAGUCGAUUAUGGAAUCCUUAUGAGAUCUAUGACGUAUUAAAAUAUAAUCGGGGAACUAAUGCUAUUAAAGGCAUAAUUGUAAAUUUAUCUCAAGUUCGAGAUAUGCAUUUGAGUGCCAAUACUUUUAAAAAAAUGACUAAUUUAAGGUUUCUCAAGCUCUAUUCACCUACAUCUAGAGGUGAAAGUUCGUGUAUUAUUGAUAAAGGACCUAACUUAUUCCCCAGUUCAUUGAGGUAUCUUCGAUGGGACAAUUUUCUUAUGAAGUCUCUCCCAUUGUCAUUUUGUGUUGAGAAGCUUGUAGAGAUUUGCAUGCCUGGUAGCCGACUUGAAAAAUUGUGGGAUGGAGUGCAGGACCUGGUGAACCUGAGGAAGAUAGAUUUCAGUGGAUCCAAACAAUUGAUUGAGUUGCCAGAUUUCUCCAAGGCAAAAAAUCUUGAAGUUGCGGAUCUCUCAUUAUGUGAAAGUUUAUGUCAUCUCCAUCCGUCUAUUUGGACUCUCAGAAACUUUACUGGUUGAGGCUUGGAGAGUGCAAAAACUUGAAAAAAUUGCAAAGUGAAAGUCAUUUAAAAUCUCUUCGAAAACUUGAAGUCAAUGGUUGCUAUAGUCUCAAAGAAUUUUCAUUAUCAUCUAAGA
Messenger RNA from Prosopis cineraria, 2187 nucleotides. Its product is annotated as disease resistance protein RPV1-like. The coding region runs from base 19 to 2070 and encodes 683 amino acids. The transcript is spliced from 4 exons. The record is from RefSeq and is a predicted model, not a curated record. Gene Ontology annotation, molecular function: ADP binding. Lineage: Eukaryota; Viridiplantae; Streptophyta; Magnoliopsida; Fabales; Fabaceae. Gene Ontology annotation, biological process: defense response; signal transduction.